This is a messenger RNA of Anguilla anguilla (European eel), 2697 nucleotides long. Its product is annotated as zinc finger protein ZIC 2-B-like. Gene Ontology annotation, biological process: regulation of transcription by RNA polymerase II; central nervous system development. Gene Ontology annotation, molecular function: RNA polymerase II cis-regulatory region sequence-specific DNA binding; DNA-binding transcription factor activity, RNA polymerase II-specific. The record is from RefSeq and is a predicted model, not a curated record. NCBI's taxonomy places the organism in Eukaryota, Metazoa, Chordata, Actinopteri, Anguilliformes, Anguillidae. The transcript has 3 exons. Bases 572 to 1897 code for a protein of 441 amino acids. Gene Ontology annotation, cellular component: nucleus.
UAAGUAGCGAAAUGGAUACCCGUGAUUGGUGGUUUACCUGGGAUUGAUGAGGUGUAGUGACCAAUGAGACUGUGGCGCGUGAAUGACCGGUCUUCAGUUAAAGGGGCGUAAGAUCAGAAAUUGCCAUUCCACUGAGGAACAGACCCUCUGUGAUACGCAGAAAACGAAAGAUAAAUACCCAUAUAGGAUCAGCAGUAUACGAUGCACCAAGACGCUGUGUGAAGAAAAUCUAGUCAGGGGGUUUACAUAUUGCUGUUUUGUGAAAAGGAACCAGCGUAACUUCUCCGAUAUUGCUGGGAAAGCCGCCGGAAUGAUUCCAUAUCUUUUAAUGGGGAUUGUAAGUUAACUGCGAGACCGUGUAAGUGGUUGCUACGACAAGUGAUUGAUUGUGUUUUUCUGUCAGAGGAUCGUCACUUCGAAUUUAUCCCAAUGUGGGAUUUUGUUCUUUCGGAAUGCUUGACUUCCAUAAAAGGCAAUACAUUAUAUAUUUAAUCUUUUUACGUACGGUUAAAUGUGACUUGCUGGUACGCAUAUAGUUGGUUUGAACAUAACCCUAAUUCAUUGAGAAACAAUGUUACUGGACGCUGGUCACCAGUUCCCUGGUUUGGGGGUUGGUACAUUUGCCAGGCACCAUUCAUCAAGCGAAAUGCAAGACAGAGACUUGAGUUUAACACAGAAUACCUUUGUCGAUUCAGCGCAUAUGGGCGCGUUUAAACUGAACCACGAUCUCUCUCCCGGACAGAGCUCUGCCUUUACCUCUCAAGCAGCUGGUUAUCCCGCUGCGGCUUUGGGUGCGCAUGCAGCUCAUGUCACGUCGUACGCUAGUUCGCCUUUCAACUCUACCCGGGACUUUCUCUUUCGCAGCCGCAGCUUCGGCGAAUCCUCUCCAACCAGCAGCCAACAUUCCAUAUUCGGCCCCACAGCGGGCUCUCUGCAUCACUCCCACACAGACGGCCAAGGCCACUUAUUGUUCCCAGGAAUCCACGACCAACAUGGAUCCCACGGCUCUCCAAAUGUUUUAAAUGGACAAAUGCGACUGGGACUACCGGGUGAAGUGUUCGGGCGACCGGAUCAAUAUCACCAGGUAUCCAGUCCCAGGACCGACCCCUACUCUGCAGCCCAACUUCACAAUCAGUAUAGCUCCAUGAACAUGGGUAUGAACAUGGCAGCCCAUCACCACCCUGGUGCCUUCUUCCGCUACAUGCGACAGCAGUGCAUUAAACAGGAGUUGAUCUGCAAGUGGAUCGACCAGGAACAGCUCAGCAACCCGAAGAAAAGUUGUAAUAAAACUUUCAGCACCAUGCACGAGCUGGUCACCCACGUCUCUGUGGAGCACGUAGGGGGACCAGAGCAGAGCAACCACAUCUGCUUCUGGGAAGAGUGUCCGCGAGAGAGUAAACCCUUUAAAGCGAAAUAUAAACUGGUCAAUCACAUUAGGGUGCACACGGGAGAAAAACCAUUUCCCUGCCCGUUCCCUGGAUGUGGGAAGGUUUUCGCACGAUCGGAAAACCUGAAGAUCCACAAGCGAACGCAUACAGGAGAGAAACCGUUCCAGUGUGAGUUCGAGGGCUGCGACAGGCGCUUUGCAAAUAGCAGUGACCGAAAGAAGCACAUGCACGUUCACACUUCUGACAAACCAUAUCUGUGCAAAAUGUGCGACAAGUCAUACACUCACCCCAGUUCCCUCAGGAAGCACAUGAAAGUUCACGAAUCCUCCGCUCCCGGGUCCGAGUCCUCACCCGCAGGCAGCUCUGGCUAUGAAUCCGCGACGCCCCCAGGCUUGGUGUCUCCGUCUACUGAAACCCAAAGUACCAACAACUUGUCUCCCGCGUCAGCGGUUCACAGUAACAACGGACACAACAGCCUAACUUCCAAUUUUAGUGAGUGGUAUGUUUAGGACAGAAUCUUCGGAAUCUAAAAGAAAAUCACUGAACAGAAGAAGAUAAAAUAAAGGAUACCAGAUCAUCGAAGACGUGUCCGAAGACAUCCACCUCUGCAGUCGUAACAUUUGUCUAUUCUACAUCAGGAUAUUUCUUUGUGCAUACAAUAACAAGAUGGUCACAAAUGUAUUUAAAAUUUGUAAAUAAUAAAUACUUACUUGCCCUCUUUUUCGUGGUUGUAUUUUUCUGUAUUUGACGUAGUCUAUAAGUGUUCUUUCAGUGGUAGCUGUUCAUGAAACAGGCCUUUAGUGCACAUGUUGUGAUGCGUCUGUAUUAUACAGUUCAAUAUUGUGAUCCCAAUACGGCAACUUGAUUGUAAAACAACUAUAAACAGGAAACUGUGCCAAAGUUAACACAACGUAAACAGACAGAAUACUUUCUCGUGAAUGUAAUUUUCGUUUGCUGGGUUUAACUCGUGACGUUUUGUGCUUUGCAAGCUUCGAUUGUUAAAUAUUUUGGGAAAAAAUGUGGAAAAAAUAAACACGUGCCGGUAAUUUUCGGUAAUUAUUGAAUCCUUUUGUAAAUAUCAGCAGUCAUAUUUAUCUAUGUGUAAUUAAAUUAAAGUAUUUACUUUCCACAGAUACAACAAUAUUUAUAAAGAAUGUUUCUUUACUAGAAAUGUGUACAAUUAUGAGCCAAACAUGAACAGUUGUUAAAUGUGUUUCUGUCCAAAAUUAAGAGACUUCAUGCCAUUCUUGUAUCGAGUUUCAAGAACUGCUGAAUAUAGAAAUAUAAUAAAAAGUGAUGAAAAAGUAAA